CUGGCGAUUCGCUUUUGAACCAACCCGAAAGCAAAAAGCAACCACGCCGCACUUCUUAAUAAACAAAGCCACGACACACUUCUCUGUCGACGGCCGAGGCUAGACCACCAGUGAAUUCCUUCCUCCCAGCACAGCAGGCAGUUGGUGGCUGGGCUGGAUCCUGGGUGCUUGCAGCACUAGUAGGAGCCUAGUAGGUGCCAAUAGCGCGCGGGGGGAGGCACGAGGAGGGAGGGCUUGUAUCCAUGGCGGCUUCUCCUGCCCUCUUCGCGCUCCUCGCUUGCCUCUGCGGCGCGCUGGCCAUGGCCGUGGCCGCGAGCGACACGCUGAAGCAGGGGGAGUCGCUGACGGUGUCGGCGACGCUGGUGUCCUCCCCGGCUGGGGUGUUCGAGGCGGGCUUCUACGCGCCGGACCCCAAGCAGCCCGCCCGCCUCUACCUCUGCAUCUGGUACCGCGGAAUCCAGCCCCGGACCGUCGCCUGGGUCGCCAACCGCGCCAACGCGGCCACGGGCCCGUCGCCGUCGCUCACGCUCACGGCCGCCGGCGAGCUCCGCGUCCUCGACGGCGCUGCCAGGGACGACGGCGCCCCCUUGCUCUGGUCCUCCAACACCACCACGCGCGCCGCGCCGCGAGGGGGUUACUCGGCCGUCAUCCUCGACACCGGCAGCUUCCAGGUGCGCGACGUCGACGGCACCGAGAUUUGGGACAGCUUCUGGCACCCGUCCGACACCAUGCUCUCCGGGAUGCGCAUCAGCGUGAACGCGCAGGGGAAGGGCCCCGCGGAGCGGAUGCUCUUCACGUCCUGGGCAAGCGAGACGGACCCUUCGCCGGGCCGCUAUGCGCUCGGGCUCGACCCGGUUAACCCCAACCAAGCCUACAUCUGGAGAGACGGCAAUGUUCCUGUCUGGAGGUCAGGCCAAUGGACAGGGCUGAAUUUUGUAGGCAUUCCAUAUAGGCCGCUGUAUGUGUAUGGGUACAAACAAGGAAAUGAUCAAACCCUGGGAACAUACUUCACUUACACUGCAACAAAUACAUCUCUGCAAAGAUUUGUUGUUACGCCAGAUGGCAAGGACGUCUGCUACAUGGUUAAGAAGGCUACACAGGAGUGGGAAACUGUCUGGAUGCAACCGUUAAAUGAGUGCGAGUAUUAUGCCACAUGUGGUUCAAAUGCGAUAUGCACGGUGGUGCAAGAUCGCAAGGCAAAAUGUACCUGCCUUAAAGGUUUUCAGCCAAAGUCGCCUGAUCAGUGGAAUGCAGGAAAUCGGAGCCAAGGUUGUGUUAGGAACCCACCUUUGGGUUGCCAGGUGAACCAAACUGGAGAUGGAUUUCUUUCUAUCCAAAACGUCAAGUGGCCAGAUUUCUCAUAUUGGGUAUCUGGUGUGACCGAUGAGAUUGGGUGCAUGAAUUCCUGCCAGCAAAACUGCUCAUGUGGUGCCUAUGUCUACAUGACUACAUUGACGGGAUGUCUACACUGGGGUAGUGAACUGAUUGAUGUUUACCAGUUUCAGACUGGGGGGUAUGCACUAAACCUCAAGCUUCCUGCUUCUGAGUUACGUGAACGUCACACAAUUUGGAAAAUAGCCACAGUAGUGUCUGCCGUCGUGCUAUUUCUCUUGAUAGUUUGUCUCUUUCUGUGGUGGAAGCGUGGCAGAAAUAUCAAAGAUGCUGUGCACACAAGUUGGAGGUCAAGGCGUUCGUCUACAAGAUCUCAGCAAAGUGCUGGCAUGCAAGAUAUCACAAAUUCAAUUCCUUUCGAUGAUGAAACGGAGGAUGGAAAAAGUCAUGAACUCAAAGUACUCUCCCUGGACCGUAUUAAAGCUGCUACUUCUAAUUUCAGUGAAUCCAACAAGCUUGGGGAAGGAGGAUUUGGUCCUGUCUAUUUGGGAAUAUUACCAGGUGGAGAAGAAGUGGCCGUGAAGAGGCUUUGUAAGAAUUCAGGUCAAGGCCUUGAGGAGUUCAAGAAUGAGGUCAUACUGAUUGCAAAGUUGCAGCAUCGCAAUCUUGUCCGACUACUAGGAUGCUGCAUACAGGGAGAAGAAAAGAUAUUGGUGUAUGAGUACAUGCCUAACAAAAGUUUAGAUGCAUUCAUCUUCAAUUCUGAAAAGCAAGGUCUCCUGGACUGGAGGAUGCGGUUCGAUAUCAUUGAAGGUAUAGCUCGAGGGCUGCUAUAUCUCCACCGGGACUCGAGGCUACGUAUCGUUCAUCGCGAUCUCAAGGCCAGCAACAUUCUACUUGACACAGACAUGAACCCUAAGAUAUCAGAUUUCGGAAUGGCAAGGAUAUUCGGAGGCGAUGAAAACCAAUUCAACACAAAUCGUGUAGUUGGGACAUUCGGCUACAUGUCCCCUGAAUAUGCUAUGGAAGGCAUAUUCUCAGUCAAGUCUGAUGUUUAUAGCUUUGGAGUUCUGAUCUUGGAGAUCAUCACAGGGAAGAGGGCUGUCAGCUUUCAUGGCCAGCAGGACUCCUUAAACAUUGCAGGAUAUGCAUGGCGACAAUGGAAUGAGGACAAGUGCGAGGAGCUGAUCGAUCCAUCGAUAAGAUCAUCAUGUUCGGUCCGACAAGUCAUGAGGUGCAUCCACAUUGCACUCCUGUGCGUGCAGGAUCACGCCCAAGACCGUCCCGACAUCCCUGCGGUCAUCCUGAUGUUGAGCAACGACAGCUCCGCCCUUGCCAUGCCGAGACCACCUACCCUGAUGCUCCGAGGCCGAGCUACCGACUCAAGCAAAUCAAGCGACGAGAAGAGUCACUCCAUUGGUACCAUAUCGAUGACGCAGUUGCAUGGAAGAUAGCAUAGCAGGGGAAAUAUACUGAAAAUUGCAGCAUAAUUGAGUGUUCCUUCUUUUUGUCUCCAAUUUUCAUGCUACUUGCAAUGGUGGUGUUUUCUGUAGAUUAGGAAUUACGCCGGUUUGAUGAAGCCGAUUUGUAUGAGAAAAAUCCAUUUCUGUAUGUAAAGUCACAGCGAAAGUUGAUUCUCAAGACGGGGGGGUUUGCCAGGGUCAGCUACCUACAAACUUAACAGCAUGGCCCUGAUCCUAACUUGAUGGUGAUGGCUCGUCUGCAUUCUGUAUAUAAAAUCAAGUAUAGUAUAUCCUUAUCUGAACAUGGAUCGAACGUGAA
Messenger RNA from Brachypodium distachyon (stiff brome), 3114 nucleotides. Its product is annotated as G-type lectin S-receptor-like serine/threonine-protein kinase B120. Gene Ontology annotation, molecular function: ATP binding; protein serine/threonine kinase activity. Gene Ontology annotation, biological process: recognition of pollen; protein phosphorylation. The transcript has 9 exons. The coding region runs from base 243 to 2786 and encodes 847 amino acids. The record is from RefSeq and is a predicted model, not a curated record. Lineage: Eukaryota; Viridiplantae; Streptophyta; Magnoliopsida; Poales; Poaceae.